This is a messenger RNA of Ostrinia furnacalis (Asian corn borer), 2467 nucleotides long. RefSeq names its product bHLH transcriptional repressor hairy (gene hry). NCBI's taxonomy places the organism in Eukaryota, Metazoa, Arthropoda, Insecta, Lepidoptera, Crambidae. Gene Ontology annotation, biological process: regulation of DNA-templated transcription. The record is from RefSeq and is a predicted model, not a curated record. Gene Ontology annotation, molecular function: DNA binding; protein dimerization activity. The coding region runs from base 321 to 1118 and encodes 265 amino acids. The transcript is spliced from 4 exons.
CUACAAAAGGAGCACUUAGAUACAUGUGACGUUGCUCUAUAAAGGCUUAUCUAACGCGGCUUCAGGCUGUGAGCAGGCGGCCUAAUAAUGCGGAGGCACGCGAGAACCGCGGGAGCGUGCUCGGUCGCGUGCCGUCCACGACCGACGACCGACGACCGACGACCGACAUCGACGAUCCGCCAGUCGCGCGCCGACUAUUCCACGCGACAGACGUACGCCAGCGCUUCGCUGAAAAAAAAACAAACGAAAAAAGAACUAAGUGAAAAUUCAGCCAGUGAUUUGAUGCAGUGACUUGGAUUCGAGUGUGCAAUUUUAACACUAUGGUGACGGGUAUAGCCGGCGGGCCGCAGCAGGGCGCCUCCAAUCCGGUGGUGGUCGGCGGAAACAUGAGCUCGCCUGGGCAGACGGAGCAAAAGAAGUCCAGCGAUAACAGAAGAAGCAACAAACCGAUUAUGGAGAAACGAAGAAGAGCGCGAAUCAACAACUGCCUCAACGAACUGAAGGCGCUCAUACUAGACGCCAUGAAGAAAGACCCGGCUAGACAUUCGAAGCUGGAGAAGGCAGACAUUCUGGAGAUGACGGUGAAGCAUUUGGAAGGUCUUCGGUCAGAGGGGGCAGGGUCUCCAGAUCGGUUCCGAGCUGGCUAUAGGCACUGCCUCACGGAGGUGGCUAAAUACCCUGGGUUGGAAUCUGGCCUGAAGAGAAGACUCGUGAAGCAUUUGGAGAGCUGCGUUGGCAACCCUAGCACGAGGCCGGCCGGAGCCCCCACUCCGCCCUCCGACCCUGAAGACAAUGCCGUUCCUGCUCAGCAUUCAACUAUUUUUAUUUCGGCCGGUCCUGGGUCAGGCGUCCGAUUGGUGCCAACGAGGUUAUCAAACGGCGACAUUGCCCUGGUCCUUCCAGCUGGAGUCAACGCCGGCACUCUGGGCGCUGUGCCGACACUGGUGCCUCUGUCUCCAAGAGACGCAUCCUCUUCAUCAGCAUCGUCAGAACCGAGAUGCUUUUCACCAGCAAGUUCAGGGUGGGGGAGUCCGCCGCCGUCUGUAGACGAACCAGCCCCAUUAGCCUUGGUUACCAGGCGACAACCACCAGAAGACAAGCCAUGGCGGCCGUGGUGACACUACCUCUGUUUGAGAUAUGCCUAUGUCGUUUAUAGUUAGAUUUUCGGUUUGGGGGUCUUUAAACCACGUUUCUAGUGAGCGCAAGAACAUCACGUACAGAUUUAAAACGUUCUUGCUAGUACAAAUAUAAAACAACCCUCCAUCCCUAGGUUGCAUUCUGUGAUAUAAUUUUAAUGCUAGAUGUAAGGUUAUCUUUUUAAAGGUGUGAUUGGAGUUGUAUAUCGGAAUGUUCCCGUAAUAAUUGCAAUUAGAGAUAAUUUUAGUUGACCGUAAACUGCUACAUGUAAUGUUGUAUAAACCAUGAAGAGUGGCAUAUUUAUUACAACUCUUACGGCUGAUAUGUGAUUAUAUGAAAAAGCUUUGAAGUUCCUAGUAUGAAUGUAAAUCGAGAUUUAAAUAUUUAUGUAGGUACCANGCCACUAAUGUGUGUGGUAUCUAAUUUGGUCAGUAUAUAUUUUGUGUGAUAUCUAUUUGUUUAAGAGUAAGUAAACAAAUUAAACAAUAUUGAAAUGAUUAAUAAAGCAAGGCCAUUUAAUAUGUUAUUAAAUGUAUAUUAAUGUUAGUUAUGAACUAGGAUAUUUUUGUAAAUACAAGGAUGACAUCUGAGGCAGUAUUUCAUUUAUGUACGUAAAAGGACUAUGUCCGAAUUAUUUUAUAAAAUUAAGUAAAUAAAUACUUAACAAAUAAUAGUUUAUUUAGUUCAUUCCUUUUAUUUAGGACUUAGUGCCAUGUAUUUAGUAUACAUUUUAUUGCUUAAAGUUUUUUUGUUUACAACAAGGACUAGAGUAAGCAAAAGGUACAUAAAUAAAUGCAUUGAGUGCGUUUUAAUUAUUUUUGCUAAGUAAUAAAGAUUAACAUAGAAUGAAUUCUAUGUGCCUUAUACAGCAAAAUCGUAAGGUCUUCCAUAGAUUAUGUUUUAUUUAGAGUAGUGUUAUAUGGAUUUUAUUUUAUCGCUAAAAGUAUAACAUUAAAUUGCUCAAUACUAUAAUAGUUUGUUACCGAAAUACCAGUAGUAGUCAUAUCGUCUUCCUUUCUCAGUUACCGUUCUUAACUGUAAUUUUAUUAAAGGUAUAAUAUUUUUAACAAUAUUUUUACUAAAGGUACAAUUUUCUGUAUAAUGUAGUUACAUGUCAUGUUAAAUUGUGAAACAGGCUUUCAUAAUUUAUAUUUUGGUGAGUCGGUGUAGAGUUAUUUUCGUAUCUUAUUUUCUCAUUAGUGUCGUGUUGUACGAAAUAUGUUAAUUUUAAUUAUUACACUUUAUGAUUGUAAUAAAAUAUUAUUCGUUCUCUCUGUGUACUGAGAGAAGUACCGUGAUAUUAAAUAAUUAUAAUAUUAGAUAGAAUAAG